This is a messenger RNA of Thecamonas trahens ATCC 50062, 1323 nucleotides long. Its product is annotated as cytochrome P450 CYP704B12v2. The record is from RefSeq and is a predicted model, not a curated record. Bases 1 to 1323 code for a protein of 440 amino acids. Gene Ontology annotation, molecular function: oxidoreductase activity, acting on paired donors, with incorporation or reduction of molecular oxygen; heme binding; monooxygenase activity. NCBI's taxonomy places the organism in Eukaryota, Apusomonadida, Apusomonadidae. The transcript is spliced from 2 exons.
AUGCGGGCGCGGUGGCUGCCGAACGUGCCACAUCCGCUGGGAUGGACACCGAUUUUGGGCAACACGACGACGAUCCGUGCCAACUUUCAUCGGUGGCCCGAGUUUAUCAACGAGGUCUCGCAAGCGAUGGGCUACCAGGCGUGGGCGCUGUCGAUGCUCAACGCGCCGGAGAUUGUGUUCAUGCCGUGCGACGAGGCCGUGGUCAAGCAUGUGCUCAAGGACAACUUUGAGAACUACAGCAAGCCGAAGCGCAACAAGGAGGCACUGUUCCCGCUCCUCGGCCGCGGCAUCUUCAACGUCGACGGCAAGCUGUGGGAGCACCAGCGCAAGACUUCGCUUCAUAUGUUCACCCGCCGGCAGAUGCGCGACCACAUGACCCGGGUGCUGGCUGGCAAGGCGAAAGUGUUUCGCGAGCAUCUAGCGGCGGCGGCGGCCGAGGGCAAGACGAUCGACAUCCAGGGCGCUUAUUUUGCGUACACGCUCGACUCUUUUGUGGAGAUUGCGUUUGGCGUCGAGAUGGACUCGAUCACCCAAGCUGCGCCGUUUGGCGCAGCCUUUGACAAGGUCCAGUCUGCGCUCAACCAGCGGUUCUACGACCCGCUGUGGCGGAUCAAGUCGCGGCUCAACCUCGGAACCGAGGCCGACGUCACCACCUACCUUCCGGCCAUCCAUAGCUUCACCUCAUCCAUCAUUAGUCGGCGGGUGGCGGAGAUGCGCGCCGAGCGUGAUCGCGGCGAGUCAUGCCAGCGCGCCGACCUGCUCUCGCUCUACAUCGAUGCAGCGCUCCGGGCGGGCGAGGACGUGACCGAGGACGAACUCUACGACGUGACCAUCAACUUUAUUCUGGCCGGGCGCGACACGACGGCGUGCGCGCUGGCGUGGACCACGUGGGAGGUGGCCAACCACCCCGAGGUGCUUGCGGCGCUGCGUGCCGAGGCCGAUGCGGCCGCUCCGCGUGCCGACGGCGGUCUUCUGGCGCACGGCUCGUCGCCGGAAGCGCUUUACGAGACAGUGCAGGGCAUGGACUAUGCCCAAGCUGUAGUCUCUGAGGUUUUACGACUGCAUCCGUCGGUGCCUGUCGACUCGAAGCAGUCGCUCGGGCCGGACGUGUGGCCCGAUGGGACGGUCAUCCCACACGCCGGCGUUACGGUGGGAUACUCGCCGUAUGUGUUUGGUCGGUCGACCUUGCUCUGGGGCGCGGACGCGGACAGGUUCUCGCCAGGCCGAUGGGCGGACGAGGGCAAGAUCUCGUACUACAAGUUCCUCACGUUUAACGCCGGCAAGCGGCUCUGCCUCGGGCUCAACCUCGCGUCGACGACGUGA